AUGGAAAAAGACCUAAAAGAGUUUACCAUAGUCAUUAAAACUACACUAUUUGUUAUUACAAGUCAUAUUUCUUUACUUCAAAAGAAAAAAAUAAAUAGCAAAAUUAUUCUCGCUAUUAAUAAUAUAUUUGUUCACAAUAAUGAUUUCAAAGGAGUCUUAGUCUAUCGCAUAAAUUUAACGCAUUCUAUAAUUAUCUAUUUUGCUAUAUCAGAUGUGGCUACUACAACUUUCCUUGUGACUAUCCUAGAAUUUAAGAUCAAAAAUUUAUUUGAUUAUACUCAAUAUAAAGAAGAUAUGAAAUUCAACGAAUGUACUAUUUAUGUAACUAAUAUUUCUUUACAAAUGAAACCUUCUACUAUCAAACAAGUUUUCACAAAAUAUGAAAGUAUUAUAGACUUUAAAAUGACUGCUAAAGGAAUAUGA
This is a messenger RNA of Funneliformis geosporum, 423 nucleotides long. The record is from the annotation of a GenBank genome assembly. Lineage: Eukaryota; Fungi; Glomeromycota; Glomeromycetes; Glomerales; Glomeraceae.